UUUGUAAAGUGGCGUUGGCAAAACAAAUAAUUAACUAAUCAAUAGCGUAGGUAAUUAAAAUAUUCCAAAGGCUUAUAAAACGGGCGAAACCAGCCGAAUCCUUAGAGAAUUUACAAAGUGUACUCAUGGGUACUCUGUUUCAGCUGCAGGAGAACUGCCUUCGGGCGAUGGGUCACAGCCACAACGUGGACAGUACCAAGGACAAAGUCCUGGGCUUGAAGCACAUUAGUUCGCUGGUGUUCGUUAUAUCUGCGCAGUAUCCACUGAUCUCCUAUGUCGUCUACAACCGCAAUGACAUGGAAAAGGUCACAGCCUGUCUGAGUGUAGUGCUUACCAACUUGCUGACAGUGGUUAAAAUAACCACUUUUCUGGUGCACAAGCAGGACUUUUGGGCAAUGAUCCGGCGCUUUCGGAAAAUGCAUCAGCAAUCAAGCCAGAGUCCCAGAAAAAGGAAUGGCUUGGAUGUGGACUACGUGGCCGAGGCGAAUAAGCUGGCAUCCUUUUUGGGAAGGGCAUAUUGCAUGUCCUGCGGCCUAACUGGGCUCUACUUUAUGCUGGGACCUAUUCUGAAAAUCGUGGCUAGCAACUGGCAAGGCACAACAUAUCUUCGGGAGCUGCCCAUGCCGAUGAAGUUUCCAUUCGACGAUGUGGGAAGUCCUGGCUACGAAGUGUGUUUCCUUUACACCAUACUGGUUACCGUCGUCGUUGUUUCCUACGCCUCGGCCGUCGACGGCCUAUUUAUUUCGUUCGCCAUCAACUUGCGAGCCCAUUUCCAGACAUUGCAAAGGCAAAUAGAGAACUCCCAGUUCGAUUUACCCGAGAAGGAGACUCAGGAGGGCAUUAAAUCCCUUGUGGACUACCAUGAUCUAUUGCUUUGCCUAUCCAGACAGUUGCGUUCGAUUUACACACCAACCGUAUUCGGGCAGUUCGUCAUUACAUCGUUGCAGGUGGGCGUGAUUAUAUACCAACUUGUGACGAGCAUGGAUUCGGUUAUGGAUCUCUUGUUGUAUGCCACGUUUUUCGGUUCCAUCAUGCUUCAAUUGUUUAUUUACUGCUAUGGCGGUGAGAUCAUCAAAGCUGAGAGUCUGCAGGUCGAUGUUGCUGUUCGGCUCUCCAACUGGUAUCUGGCUCCUCCGAAACUACGAAGAUCCCUGGCACUGAUCAUUCUGCAGUCCCAACGGGAAGUCCUGAUCAGGGCCGGCUUCUUUGUUGCUUCUCUGGCGAACUUUGUUGGGAUCUGCAGGACGGCUUUAUCGUUGAUAACGCUAAUCAAAUCGAUUGAGUAA
This is a messenger RNA of Drosophila elegans, 1286 nucleotides long. RefSeq names its product odorant receptor 82a (gene Or82a). Gene Ontology annotation, biological process: detection of chemical stimulus involved in sensory perception of smell; sensory perception of smell. The record is from RefSeq and is a predicted model, not a curated record. The transcript has 6 exons. Gene Ontology annotation, cellular component: plasma membrane. NCBI's taxonomy places the organism in Eukaryota, Metazoa, Arthropoda, Insecta, Diptera, Drosophilidae. Bases 126 to 1286 code for a protein of 386 amino acids. Gene Ontology annotation, molecular function: olfactory receptor activity; odorant binding.